AGUGGCUCUUGCUCUUAAUAUAAUGCAGUAAAUAUCAUAUACCUUACUGAUAAUAUAUAAUUCAUAUUUACUAAGAAAUAUGUGUUUGCUUAAGACAGAGAAAAUAGUUUUGAAUCCUCCCCGAACAUGCUACCACAAUACUCGUACCUUUCAACCAUGUAGAUAAGAUUUAUUAAUCAGUAAUAUUAUUUUAAGAACUGGGAAUUCGCAUUAAUACUGAAACGCUUUAUAUUUCAUGUAUGCGUGUCAUUGUACCAGACAUUUAAAAUUUGAAUGCGUAGAUGAUGUAGGUAUGGAUCAUGAGUUUCUUUGUUGGAAGAUUCCUGAGAGAAACUAUCAUAAUUAAGGAAGAGAAGGUGCAUUGUAGAAGUAAAAUGGUUUGCAAGAACUCAGAGAUGGAAUGAUUAAAAGUUAACUAAUUUUUUAUUUUCUAAUUAGAAGUUUUGUUUUCUUUUAAAUUUUCUCAGUUUAAUAUGUUGCUGGCACAUACUUUUGAAGAAAAUUUUAAUUUCUCCUCAGUAAAUUCUACUGAAGCAUUUGAGAAGGAACUUUUUAUAGAGAACAAAAAUUUAUCCUCCAAAAGUCCUAAUGAAAUCAACAGUUCUAGAUGUCUUGUAGAUAAAACUACAGUCAGUUUAACAGAUAACAAGAGGAAAGUUAUUAAACUGUCAAGAGAGCAUGCUUGUGUUAGAAUACAAAAGUGCAUUGCGUACCUAUACAAUUAUUUUGAAAUGAAAUUAGACUGUGAUCUCAUGAGAGUUGUGCUUCAUGUCUUAAAAGAUUCUAGAUCAUAUUUCUGCAGUUUGUCUCAAUAUAAUCAAAUUUAUUUUAUAAAAGAAUGCUUUCAUCCUUUUCUGGAAGUUAGUGGUAAAAUAUCAGAAUAUUCUUCUGUUAAAUUUCAAGAUUGCAAAUUGGAGAAAGAAGAAAAAAAUUUAGUAUUUAUUGCAUACAUUUUGAUUUAUGCAAAGGAAAUGCAUUUUUUAAAAAUAUUUGAAUGUUUUGAAGAAUAUGGUGCACCAACUCCAAAUCCUCAUUUGAGCACGUCAAAAAAAUUCGCUUACUUCCGGAAUAGAAAGUCAUAUUUUUAUAUUGGAAAUGAUGGCUAUGUUUCCUUAAAUAGCAUUUCAGAAUUAAUAAUGUUAAAUAAUCCUAAUUUUUCUUAUUGGGUAAAUACAGCAUGUACAAGUAUUUCAAAAAUUCCUGAACUUUGUUCUGUACCAUAUUCUGGAAAGUCUAAACAGAUAUGUUCUGCAAGGACUAAAAAAUUAUUAUUCGAAAAUCAUAAUGAAAUAGACAGUUCUGAUUGUCUUCUAGAUAAGACUGAAGUUAGUCUAAUUGGUAAUAAUGCAGGAAUUGGUAACUUAUCAAGGGAGUAUGCAUGUGGAAGAAUACAUGCAUGCAUUGCAUAUCUCUAUAAAUAUUUUGAAAUUGAAUUAGAUAGUCUUCUUUUAAGAGUUGUACUUCAUAUUUUAGAAGAUUGUAAAUUAUAUUUCUGUAAUUUGCCUGAAUUUGAUCAAGUUUGUUUCAUUGAAGACUGCUUUCAUAAUUUUAUAAGAAAUGAGAAAAAAGUUUUAGAAUAUUUUUCUGUUAAAGGACGAGACUGCAAAUUGAGUAGAGAAGAAAAAAAUUUGGUUUUUAUUGCAUAUAUUUUAACAUAUGCGAAGGAAAUGCAUUUUUUAAAAAUAUUUGGUUGUUUUGAAGAAUAUGGGGCUGCAUCUCCAAAUCCUCAUUUAAACGAAUCUGGAAAAUUCAGUUACUUCCGGAAUAGGAAAAAAUAUUUUCAUAUUGGGAAUGAUGGCUAUGUCAUCUUAAAUGAUGUUUCUGAACUGAAUGUUUUAAAUUCUAUCAAAGUUUCUAAUUUUUUUGAUUCAUCAUGUAAAAGAAACCCUCCUGUUUCUCCCGUUGAUUCAGGUACUUGUUUGAGCCCUGUAUCUUGUGAGCAAGAAGAAAAACAAUUUUUCUCAACAAAUAUAUCUCUAUCAAUAGCUGAAAAUAUUACAGAUUUAUGUGUAAAAAUUCUUUCAAAUUCUAAUCAAAUGCACUUUGAAAAAAUAUGCAAAAUAUUGACAUGUAAUGGGUCUGAAGAGAUUCAGAGCUUCAUCCAGUCAUUAAGUAUUUCAGAAAAACUCGAUUUUUUUAAAAAUGCUUCAGAUAAAUUUGAAAUUGAAAAGAAUGGUUUUGUUACGUUAAAAACAUCUAUUGAACCAUUAAAUGCAUCCACAUGUAUUGAAAACCAUGAAAAAUACAUUAGUGUAGAUUUUAAAACACAAGGAGCUUCAGAAGGAGACAUAAAUGUUUUACCAUCAUGUAGUCAGCUUCAUAUUUCCAGUCCGCUAACAAAAGAUGAGGAAAAUGGAAAAAAUAAUGCUGCUGCUGCAACACCUUUCAUUUCAUGUGAGCCUCUAAGAAGCUGUGUUUCAUCAAAAGAAAACUUUGAUCAAGGAAAGGGAAUAAACACUGUGUCUUUCACAAAUGUAGGUAUUUCUAAGAACUCUAUUUUUAAAAAAGAGAAACCUCAAAUAUAUGAUUCAUCAAACUAUAAUAAUCAUAGUGUAACAGAUAAACAUGUGCUGCCAAAUCUACAGGAACACAGUUCGAAGGUUACGGAAAGGGGGAAAAUGCGAACAAAUUUUCCUCCUUGUCUCACAGAUGAAGUGAAACAAAAUAAGUGUUCUGAAAUAAUAGAUAUUUCAAAAGACAUAAUAUGGAAUGGAAAGUCACUUAAAGAUGAGCAUGUGAAUUGUUCAACAGCUGAUGAAAAUCCCAGUGACUCCAUUGCUGUUAAAAAAAGUGUGAAAAUUAAUAGUUUUUCAGCAAUAAUAAAAGAUAAAAUUACUUCACAUGAUAAGGUUGAUGAAAAACUUGUUUCUGUUAGGAACACUACUGUUUUAAAGCCUUGUAAAACAUUAUAUACUUGGUCUGCUAAGCACUGUGAUUUAAAAGAAAAUAUUACUUCCUCUUAUCCAGUUCCAUCCAGUUCAAGCAAUUGUAAAAAUGAGCCAGAACAUGCAAAAUCUCUUGAGACUCUACCAUCUAAUGAAGUUAAAAAUAGCCUAUAUCCAUGUGAUAUUUCCACUAGUGCAACUCAUAAAUCACAAGAUGCAUUAUCUAAUAUUUCUCCUUCAAUUAUACCUGAUUAUCUGUCCGAGUCCAAUCAAACGUUUUCUAAUGUUUCAAUUCCAGCUGUUGAAAAGAGAAUUUCUCAUCUUCAGAAACUUCCAGAACAGUCACCAACAUUUCUAAAAUACCCUAAAAGUGUUAAUAAACUAUCCAUUUCCAGACCUUCGAAAGCAGCAAGAGGUCUGACGUCAUCUACAGUCUCAAGCCAGUAUAGUAACUGUCUAACAGAUAAUAACUUUAAAAUUAUAAAACCACAGUCUUUUUCGUUUGAUGACGAAUCCUAUAAUGAAUAUUGUUCGGAAAUUCUUAACUCAUUUCUUGGCCCACUUAAUUCAGAGACAGGCAAGUCUGUGACCUCCAAUACAUUGAAAGGUGAAGAAUUAGUAAAUCAUGAUGUGUCGUUAUGUGUAAAAGAGGUUGAAGAACUUGAUAAUUUCACAUUAAAUAUAUCUAAAGAAGAAAAUAUUUUUGCAAAGAGCUUCUUUCCAGCCUCUAAUAUACAUAAACAUGCAGAUAAAGAAUUGCAAGCAAUAAAUUUUUUCACUGUUGUUUUGGGAAAAUAUUCUUCCGGUCUUUCCCUUCAGAUGUUAUAUAUACAUUUAAAAACUGCUUCCAGAGAGGUUAUUGAGUACCUGAAUAAUUGCUAUGAACAUAAUCUAUUACAUUUUUUCUGUGCAAAUAAAAAACACUUUUAUGUUUCUCCUAUAUCGCAUAAUGUUUAUCUUAGGAAGUAAGCAUCUUCUUAUGCAGAUGUAAAUAUCUGAAUAUGUAAUUAUAAUAGCUGACAUCUGUUUCAUUAUUUCUUUUAAAGCCCAUGGGAAAUUAUCACUAAUUCCAGGCUAAAUAUUAAAAUGAAUGAGAAGUGUA
This is a messenger RNA of Stegodyphus dumicola, 3987 nucleotides long. RefSeq lists its product as uncharacterized. NCBI's taxonomy places the organism in Eukaryota, Metazoa, Arthropoda, Arachnida, Araneae, Eresidae. The record is from RefSeq and is a predicted model, not a curated record.